UAAAAAAUGACUACUCUGAUGACUCUGAAACUUUUUACUACUCUGAUGAAGCAGAAAGUUUCAUCUCCUCUUCAUCUUCAGGUCUACUGUAAGGGAUACGGCGAGAAAAAGCCGUCAUCCAAAUUUUAGUCGAAAUAGCAGAAAAGUUACGAACACAGUUACAAAUAUUUACAAAUAUAGAAAUGAAUAAUUUCGUGAUAAGUUGUUAUUUCAACAGCAAAUCCUUUUAGGUGAAAGAAAAUCAGUUUAUAUUAAUAUAACUUUAAAUUUAUGCCGAGUUACUUUGUGACUUUCACUCAUUUUAUUAAUUCAACUGAUCCUGAAUUCUAUGCUAUAAAAGAGCUUACUCGAAUUCAUAAAAAGUGAAAAUCCAAUAUUGGAAAAACUUAUAAGGAAAUCGCGCAGGGCUGCUUUGUGCCCUCUGCGGGCGUUUCCGCAAGUUAUGGAAAAUCAAGCAUGUUGUCGAUAACACUUCGCAAACUGGCUUGCGCAAAAUGAAAAAUUUUAUGAUAUUUUCUCACCGCGUUUCUCCAUCUGCUAAGUAGUCCUAAAUAUUCAGAUAUAAAUACAACAUUUAUUUUGCGGGAAUGUCAUAAAGAUUUAAUUUACGUAUUUUUUCGCAUUGGCAAUUGAUAUAAAAGUAAUGUUAUUUCGUAACACAUUCACAAUUGCAAAUUAUAUGGUCAAUGCAUACUGGACUAGAAAUUCAAAAAUGCUGAAUUUCAAAAGUUUAUUUAAAUGUAAACCAGGAAAUCAACCAAGAAUCACUCAGGAUCAGCAAUUUUAUUGACACAGUUUAACGUAAUUGCUUAUUGAACGUUUAACUAGAACCGCAAAUUUUGUUAGCGUGUUAGUGUGCUCAAACUAAUUAGAAAAUCUUACUCAAAUCUGAAAUUUACUAUUUGGCCAAAGUUAUGAGGGUUAAAUUCGCGUUAUUACUUUUCGUUUAUGCGGAAAUAUCACGUGGUGAGCCGUUAGAGACGAACGAUCAAGAUGUGUUGAGCAAAAACUUGAAAAUUAUGAGACAGGAUUUUAAUAACUUAGUUGAAAAUGUAGAGGAUUUUCUUGAUGAUUUUGUGAAACAGAUUCGAGAUGCUGAGAAAAUGGUCGAAAAUGUUUAUAUCAAUGACGAUGAUUACAACUGGCAGGAGAACUCAGCAACAGAAAAGCUUCAGAUUAAUGAACACAAAUCGUCAACCUCUCCAUCUCCCAAUAAACCUACCAACCUUCAUUCGGCUCACAAAGCGCGUUCCAAGUUGCAAAGCUCUGAACUAUCCAACGAAAUAGACCAAAUUAGGAAGAAACGAGCUCUACCGGAUGCACCGAGAUUUGAUAACCGAGUAGCAUCUGCUCCACUCGCUGCGAAUGAAGAAACUUUUCCGGAAGCCCAACUGCUUGCUUCAAACCAGAAGUAUCGUCCCCUUUCCGACGCUCCUCAGGAAGACAGCCGAGCAGCUUUUCCCAGCCAAAUAGAUUCAAACGAUCCUUUAGUUUUGGGAGGAUAUCAGGUAAACGCGAACAGCCAAACAAAUUCCCAAAACAAUCCAGCUUGCAUAUCUCAAACUCAGGAAGAAAAGCAAAAGUUUGAAGACUUAAAAACGGAAGUGAGAAAACUAAGCGAGCUAGUGAGCCUGUUGAAGGACCAACAGAAAAUGAUUAAAGAGUUGAGCCAAAGUGGUGAUAAUGUAAAAGAUGACAAUUCCUUGGAAAGUUCGUAUUUGUAUAACACUCUCAAACGCUGGCAACUUAAUCAGGAUGCAAAGCGCUUUAAAAUACAGAACGAUUCUUACCAAUCCGAAAAAGAAUUGCAAAGUCGUUCAACACAAGAAAUAGAUAAACUUAAAGCUGACCUGAAGCAAACCGAGCAACAUGUAACUGAAACGCAGUUAAUAGUGAACAAGGAAAAAGAAAAGGAAGCGUUUCUUGAGAUGGAAUUAAAACGACAAAACCGCGAAAUAAAAUUUUUGAAAGCUUUGAUGGAAAAUGUAUAUGAUAAAACCAAUGCAAAAACGGAUAAAAAGACACACGAUAGUGGCGGGUUUAGAACCAGUGACUUUGAAGAUAUUGAUAUAGAUUCUGUCCUUGGUGUCGCCCACACUCCAAAGCCAUGGCCAUGGCCAAAAGUCUCGCCAAUGCCAAGUCAAGGAGAAGAAAUCGCUUCUAUAGCUGCUGAAGAUGACAGCAAAUUAAACGGUUUAUUUCAAAAGGCGGCGCAUGAUUCAGAUGUUAGAAAUGUAACAUCAGACACGCCUCCAAAUUCAGAGCCCGUUUCAACAGCUACAUCGUUUGAAGAAAAACUGCACGAAUUUCAAAAAAAAUUGCAGAAGAAAUAUCAGCUUUAUGCUUCCCAAUAUGAAAGAGAUAUGUUAAAUAAUAAAACAAUUAGCGCCUUAAUGCAGUUGACAAAAACUGAUCCAGAUCGCUUCCAAAAGUUUGAACCAACCAACAGUCAAGAAUAUUAUUCUGAAUACGAAAGAGAGGCAGAUAAAAUCCCGCAAAACAUCGCUUUUGACUACCCUUUAGCAUCAGCACGGUCUUCAUCAUCAAGAAACAGUCAAAUAGCGAAAAGAAAUAAUACACUUUCAACUGCCAGAGCCAGUGGAAACAGCAAACUCGAUGAUCUGGAAUUUAAGCUGAAGCUAAUCGAUCUGCUCACUAAUGCAGACCAAAAUAUCAACAACGGAAAUAAAAAUAGUGGCCGCUCCAUCAAAGACCUGCUACAACCACCAAAAAAAUCUGACGAUGAAGAAACACUCGAGGCAUUUAAAAAAUUCCUAAAUGAACGAGAAAAAUCCCAAAAAACUGAAGGCAGUUUGAGCGAGCUUCUAAAAGCGAUGAACGACAAUCCGCAGUCCAAAUCCGAAGAUUCAAAAAUAGAAGCUGAACUCAAAGAUCUUCAAAGGGCGAUUAACAACCUGAGACCAAAACAAGAUACUUUUGGUGGGUUUGAUUUGGAAGAUGGUGUUAAUGGAAAGAAUGAUUUGCAGACCCUGCUAAGCCAGGCAAUAAGCCACAAUGGGGCCAAUUUAGAUAGCAUGUCUCCUCAGGCUUCGCUGAACAUAGCCGCUGGUGCUGAUACUUUAGAUAAAAAUUCCUUAGCUGCUCAGCAAUUUUUAAGUCAGAGCAUGUCGCAUAGUAAUCCUGAUCAACUUACCCGUUUGGAGAACUUAAUCAAAAGUUAUGCUUCGACUCAGAAUGGAAAUCAGGCAUUCAUUUCUCAAGGAAUUUCCGGAAAACCUAUAUUGAAUGUUUAUGGUCCCAAUCCUUUAGAAUAUUCUAAUCUUAACUCAAAUCUGUAUUCCUUUUACCCAACUUCUUUGUAUAAUCCCAAUGCAAAUAGAUAUGUUCUACCAUAUUUCAGUCCCUACAGUGGGACUAUUUCAAAUAAAUACGAUGAUAUUUCAAAUCCCUAUAUCAAUCCAGCCUAUCCAACAAAUUCAGAAAAUUACAACUUCAAUGUUCCCAGUGUUUUUGGAUCGUAUCCAGACAGUAAAUAUCAACAAUAUUUGUACUCUCAGCCUGAAUAUUCUACGUCUAAUAAAUAUUGGAACCCAAAUUACAUGUCAUCACCUUACAAUGCUCCUCGUCCUUCCAAUAUAAAUUAUCCAAAUUUUGGUUAUCAACCUGCAACGAUUUAUCCAGGCAAUAGCCCAAGUAGCUCCCAUUAUGAAGAACUUUUCGAUAAGAGCCUGCCGCAUAAAUAUGCUAACAGCAAGGAAAAUUAUGGGAAUUAUCAAAAUACAUUUCGUGAACCUGGAAGAACUUACCAAGACCUUAACUAUGGCUCGAGUAGUUAUUCAGGACCAAACAUGGGUCAACCAUUUGGUACUAAGCAGAAUCCUGAAAGCAACAAAUUCGUCGUAGUAUCGGACUUAACUCAGCAAAUUGAAAAUCUAGAAAAUGUCAUAACCAGUUUAACCAAACGAAGUGGCUAUUCACAGACGCCGGAUGAUACAGCUUCAAUAAUGUCGCUACAGCAACGAAUCUAUGACUUAAAAGAAGUUAUUAGAAGCCUGAAUGAGCCAAAAUAUUAUGAGCCUUCUCAGAACUAUCAAAUCAACCCUCAGACUUCCGGAGCUGCUUACUCAAGUCCCGUUCAAUACAACCCUUCCCAGCAACUGUAUGAAGAUAAAACAAAGUUGGUGUCUUAUAUUGGACCCAAAGACGUCAGCUACAGCGGGCAGAAUCGAUUCAAGCAACAGCCAACCAUUCCUUAUAAAAGCGGCAUUGUUCAGCAAGCUGUAUAUUCCAUAAACAGUCCUCCAUCCGGCCAAACUCCCCAGUUAGUUGCUGAACCAACCCCAUCACCUCCUCAGCAGUCUUCGUAUCAACCAGCUACUGAGCAGCAAGGUAAUGCGCCCUACGUGCCCAAAGAGACUGAAGCAGAACACAGGGGAAGCAACAUUUUUUCGAAGACAUUUAAUAAUGAGGAUUUGAUGCAUAUGGACGCAAGAAGAGGUAAAAGGCAUGCUGAUGAACAGCUGCCAGUUUCGCCAAAAGAAUCAAUGUAUGAAUAUGUUGGAAGAACGAAAAUGCAACCAGGUGAAGGCAAGGAACGUCCAGCUGGAUACGAUCUUGGAGAAGACACAUUUACUCAACUUGCGAAUGUGUUCAAGAAAUAUAUUGAAGAAAAUAUGAAUCAACCUCGAGAAAAUGAGUAUGUGGGUGAAAUCAGCGAAGCCCGAAACCAUCAAUCCAAAGACAGCGUCUUGAAUAAGUUGCAACAGAAGUUAGAUGAGUUAAAAUUAGAGUUAGAGUUCCAAAAGUCGGCGGCAACUUCAGUGCAUAAUAUUCCAAAUCCACUUGGAAUAUAUCAUAAUGAGCCAACAUUGUCUUCUUAUGAAGGCCAGUAUAACUAUCCCAAUCGUUACAAUGCCAUAAACCACGCUCCCAUUCAAACAUUUGCAACCGGAAAAAGAAACGAUGCUUUUACUGAAGUCGCAAUGAAGAUUUUGGAAAAAGUUGGCGAUUCAUUACCCCAGUUGAUCAGCCGAGUUUUCGGAAAUAUCUUCAGUGACAUCGGAAAUUCGUAUGGAGAUAAUUACAGUGAGCUGCAAACAGUUCUUAAGAAUUUAGGACGUAUCGGACUUGUACCUAUUGUUUUGGUGAAAAUCUUGGAAUCUGCUGGAAACAUUUUUAAGGAAUUGAGAAAAAACCAGCUAUUUAGGCAAUUUCUAAUGCCUGGCCUAGUGCUAGGUUUAAUAGGCGGGGCUGUUUUAUUUAUUAUGUUCUUUUUCCAACAAGAUGAGUCUUACGGCCGUAUUGAGUACCAACAAAGCUCAUAUCCAUACAAGUCUUCACAACAUGAAUCCAGUCAUUACAAUUCAGUUACAAGUCCUGGUUAUAAUACGAAUUAUCGGCAAGCAAAUGCGAAUAUCCCAAUUUUUAGACCAAGCAAUGAAAGGUUUAAUAGCGAAUUGCGGAAUGGGAGAACUGAACCAAUAAAUAUACCUCCAAAUGGAUUAUUGGAAAAUGAGCGUAAUGCUUAUUAUGGAAAUAGUAACUUGCAAUAUUCAAGGGGCUAUUCUGAUUAUAGUAGAAGCAAUUUCUACAAUUAUAGGUGAUAGUUAAGAAUAUUUUUCAAAUGUAUUGGGGUUAAAAAAUUGGCUAGAUGAACAUAUAAGACUGUAAAUAAAUAGAUUCUUACUAUAGCUGAAUUAAGUUAGGUUUUUAAGUUGAAUUAGUUCUAUAUUUGCAACUAAUAGGUGCUACGGAAGAUUUGCUGAUCUUAAGAGCUUUAAACCUGUUAAGCCAACUACUUGAUUUAUUCAGGUAAAUUUUUCAAUAGGCAAAUCAAUAAAUAGUUUAUAAAGUA
This is a messenger RNA of Dendroctonus ponderosae (mountain pine beetle), 5815 nucleotides long. RefSeq lists its product as uncharacterized. NCBI's taxonomy places the organism in Eukaryota, Metazoa, Arthropoda, Insecta, Coleoptera, Curculionidae. The transcript is spliced from 17 exons. The record is from RefSeq and is a predicted model, not a curated record. Bases 915 to 5564 code for a protein of 1549 amino acids.